ACAUUUAACUGUCUGGGAACAAACGUCUAUUGUUACAAUGUACAUGUGACAUCAUAAACACCUGUACUCUAGAUACUCCUAGUGGCCGUUUCACUAGACUGGGGUGCAGCACUAAUAGAAUGUGAGCCAUGUUCCUGGCAGCUAGUGUGCAGAUAGCGCUCCCCCUGCUGGCGGUGCUGAUCUUGCAGCCAGCGGAGGCUAGAUACACUUACGAGCCUACCUGGGAGUCCCUGGAUAGUCGGCCGAUCCCCCAGUGGUACGAUGAAGCGAAGUUCGGGAUAUUUAUCCACUGGGGAGUAUUCUCAGUGCCUAGCUUCGGCAGCGAGUGGUUUUGGUGGAACUGGCAGGGGCGCAAAUUAAAGUCUUAUGUAGAUUUUAUGUCAAAUAAUUACCCCCCUGGGUUUCGAUAUGAAGACUUUGGACCACAGUUUAAAGCAGAAUUUUAUGAUCCCAUGCAAUGGGCAAACAUACUGGAAGCUUCUGGAGCAAAAUAUGUUGUCCUAACGUCAAAGCAUCAUGAAGGUUUCACCUUAUGGGGAUCAGACGUCUCCUGGAACUGGAAUUCAGUGGAUAUUGGGCCCAACCGUGAUCUAGUUGGGGAGCUGGCUGUUGCCAUUAGAAAAACAAACAUGCGCUUUGGCUUGUACCACUCUCUCUUUGAGUGGUUUAACCCUCUCUUUCUCUCUGAUAAAGCCAGCUCUUUCCAGACAAGUAUAUUUCCAGCCUUAAAGUCAUUGCCAGAGCUUUAUGAGCUUGUGAGAAAAUAUAAGCCAGAAAUCAUUUGGUCUGAUGGUGAUGGUGUUGCUCCAUAUACCUAUUGGAACAGCACUGGCUUCCUAGCAUGGCUCUAUAAUGAAAGCCCAGUUCGUGACACUGUUGUGACAAAUGACCGUUGGGGAACUGGCUGCUCGUGCAAACAUGGUGGAUUUUACACAUGUACUGAUCGCUAUAACCCUGGACACCUUUUACCCCAUAAGUGGGAAAACUGCAUGACCAUUGAUAAAUUAUCUUGGGGAUAUCGGCGGAAUGCUAUGAUCACAGAUUAUCUCACUAUUGAGCAACUUGUAAAGGAACUUGUGGAAACUGUAUCAUGUGGAGGAAAUUUGCUGAUGAACAUUGGACCCACUGCUGAUGGUCGAAUUCCUGUCAUUUUUGAAGAACGUCUCAGGCAGAUGGGGCAGUGGCUUAAGAUCAAUGGAGAAGCCAUUUAUGGCACAAUCCCUUGGAGAGCACAAAAUGAUUCUGUCAAUCCAGACGUUUGGUAUACUUGGCGUGCCUCAGAGCAGACAUUAUAUGCCAUAUUUCUGAAGUGGCCUUCUUCCUGGAAAGUAAUCCUUGGAGAGCCUGUACCUGUAACUGGAAAGACACAGGUUCAACUAAUUGGCUGUACAGGAACACUGAAGUGGUUACCAUCACCACAAACAGGAAUGGUUAUUACUUUGCCUUUUAUGAAUUACUCUGGGCUACCGGUUCACUGGGGCUGGGUUCUGAAGAUAACAAUGUUAAAAAAAGAGCCCUAAUCACCAUAUGUUUUAAACUAUUUUUUUACUGUAACAAAUCAAUAAAAACACACUAUGAUCAUUAUAA
This is a messenger RNA of Bombina bombina (fire-bellied toad), 1587 nucleotides long. RefSeq names its product alpha-L-fucosidase 2 (gene FUCA2). Gene Ontology annotation, biological process: glycoside catabolic process; fucose metabolic process. Gene Ontology annotation, molecular function: alpha-L-fucosidase activity. Gene Ontology annotation, cellular component: lysosome. Lineage: Eukaryota; Metazoa; Chordata; Amphibia; Anura; Bombinatoridae. Bases 129 to 1520 code for a protein of 463 amino acids. The transcript has 7 exons. The record is from RefSeq and is a predicted model, not a curated record.